Molecule: messenger RNA, 2939 nt
Organism: Solea senegalensis (Senegalese sole)
Lineage: Eukaryota; Metazoa; Chordata; Actinopteri; Pleuronectiformes; Soleidae
Product: RNA-binding protein 5-like
Exons: 25
Coding region: 121-2664 (847 amino acids)
Biological process (GO): mRNA splicing, via spliceosome
Cellular component (GO): nucleus
Molecular function (GO): RNA binding
Source: RefSeq, a predicted model, not a curated record
AAAUAAAAAACGGAAGAAGAAAAGGACAGACUUGUUCUUUCACAGACUGGAAGGACAUGCAUUCAUAGCAAGCUUCGCUAAUCAGUUUCUUGAUCGAGCACGUGUUCUCUACAGUCAACCAUGGGAAGCGAUAAAAGGACCAGUCGUGGAGAACGUAGUGGAAGAUAUGGUUCAGAUGGAAGGAGAGAGGAUCUAGACUGGCAUGAAAGGCGAAGUAGAGAUGCAGAGAGGGAUUAUGACCGGCGCUGGGCAGAUGAUAGACACGAUGAUAGGCACGAUGAUAGACACGAUGAUAGACACGAUGAUAGACACAGAGAGCGCUUUGACGACCGCAGAGACAGUCCACAGAGGGGGCGAAAACGGCACAACAGUGACAGAUCUGAUGAUGAAUAUGAUGAUUAUCCAGACCAGGACUACAAAAUGGAGUCAGAGGAGGAGAGCAGGACUAUUAUGCUUAGGGGCCUCUCUCUCCAUGUUACAGAGGAUGAUAUCCGCACAGUACUCGAGCAGCUGCAGGGACCGCAGCCUGUGGACAUACGCUUGAUGAGGAAGAGAACAGGUAUAAGCCGAGGUUUCGCCUUCGUGGAGUUUUAUCACUUGCAAGAUUCUACCCGAUGGAUGGAGACCAAUCAGAACAACUUGGUGAUCCAGGGGAAAAGCAUUGCAGUGCACUACAGCAACAGGAGACAGAAGUUUGAAAACUGGCUUUGCAACUCUUGCGGUCUGUACAAUUUCCGGAAAAGGCUGAAGUGUUUCAGGUGUGGAGGAGCCAAAGUUGAUGGAGAGACCCCCGCAGUAAAUGGGUUAAACAUGGAAUCUCAACAUCCAGGAGAUUACAAUGGAGAUACAAUCAUUUUGAGGAACAUCGCCCCCCUUUCAAGUGUCGAUGGGAUUUUGAACAUACUGUCUCCCUACGCCAAUCUGUCUGUGGGCAACAUCCGCCUCAUCAAAGACAAGCAAACAGGACAAAAUAGAGGCUUUGCUUUUGUUCAACUCUCAUCCCCCCUGGAGGCUUCUCAGCUGCUCACCAUCCUCCAGAGCCUUCAGCCACCUCUGAAACUGGAUGGGAAAACAAUCGGUGUGGAUUAUGCCAAAAGUGCUAGGAAAGACUCUGCACAGCACGAUGGGACCAGAGCCUGCGCUCUCUCUGCAGCCAGCACAGCCAUCGCUGCUGCCCAGUGGUCGUCCAGCCAGUUGAAACAGGGUUCAGGGGCUUCCUCUGAAUACGUUCCUCCAGAGGUCGUUGCACCGCCACAAACGCAGGGACAGAAUUUCCAAGUGUGGCGGCAGCAGCUGGAAGGAUUGACUCCUGUCAUUGGAGAUGGAUUACUCGGAGCUGCUCCAGGAAUCAAGACAUUACUCCCUGCUGCCAGUGGUGUGGUCCUUUCACAGACGGCUCAAUUCUACCAGCCUGUCGUCGUCAGCCAGCCACUUAUACAGCCACAUCAAGUAGCGAGUGUGGUCGAUGUCGUGCAUCAACACCCUGCCAGUGUCUGUGCUCCAUCACUGGUAACACCAGCAGGUUCCUCAGUCACAGCCUGUGCCGCCCCGACUGCUAACACGUCAGAUGUCCCAGAUUCAUCCUCGUAUCAGUACGACGAGUCUUCAGGUUACUAUUACGAUCCACAGACUGGCCUGUACUAUGAUCCCAGCAGCCAGUACUACUAUAACUCAGAGACACAGCAGUACCUGUACUGGGACAGCGAGAAGCAGACGUACUUUCCUGCAUCAGCAGACCCAAACGCAGAGAAGAUGUCCGCAGCAAGCUGCUCAAACAACAAAGAGCCCAAAGAGAAAAAAGAGAAGCCCAAAAGCAAAUCUGCACAACAGAUUGCAAAAGACAUGGAGCGGUGGGCAAAAAGCUUAAAUAAGCAAAAAGAAGGUUUCAAGAGCACUUUCCAAGGACUGUCUAAGGAGGAAGAGAGGAGAGAGUCUGCAGCUGCUGAUGCUGGUUUCUUCCUCUUUGAGAAGAAGCAAAGUGGAGGUUUCGAAAUGUCACCCCUCAUGAAUGAACAGUUCAGGAUCCCUGAGCAGGAGACUCCAGAUAAGAUUGCCCCCGUUGUUACCUAUAAUGGCGACAGUGACCCAGAGGAGGGUGGCUCAGAGAGAGCGGUCGAGGACGACGGUAACAUAACAGACUGGAAGAAAAUGGUUUGUUUGCUGUGUCGGCGUCAGUUUCCCACCAAAGACGCUCUGUUGCGUCACCAGCAGCUCUCUGACCUCCACAAGCAAAAUCUGGAAAUCCAGAGAAGGUCGAGGCUUUCGGAAGCUGAACUAGAGGAGCUGGAGAGGAAAGAGACGGAGCUGAAAUACAGAGACCGAGCGGCAGAGAGGAGGGAGAAGUACGGUGUCCCUGAACCUCCUGCACCCAAGAAGAAGAAACGCUAUCAACCUCCAGCCCCAACACAAGACUACGAGCAGCCGACCAAAGACGGCCUAACAAGCGAUAAUAUCGGGAACAAAAUGUUGCAAGCGAUGGGCUGGCAGGAAGGCAAAGGCCUGGGGCGCCACCAACAGGGCAUCACUACUCCUAUUGCGGCUUCAUUAAGGACCAAGGGAACAGGCUUGGGUAUAAAAGGAAGCGCGUACGAGCUGACAGCAUCUGACACCUACAAGGAUGCUGUUCGUAAGGCCAUGUUUUCACGCUUCACUGAGAUCGAGUGAGCUGAGUGUAGAGAGGAGUAAUUGCAAGGAACUGUGAAAUCCUGAGAAUUGUGUGUGGCCAAAUGACUUUACUGUGACAUGAAGAAGACGAGAGAAGAGGAAAGAAAAGCCCCCUCUCCCUGUACAGAUAUAGACUGUAGUUUUUAUUCCAUUUAUGUACAUAAUGUUGGAUAUAGGUUGAUAUUUUGUCACGAAAAAGUUUGUUUCUUUUUCCUUUUGUCAAAAUCAAUCAUUGUGAUGAUUAAACCUGAACUGUGCCCACAAAUACUAACAAA